This is a messenger RNA of Zasmidium cellare ATCC 36951, 3525 nucleotides long. RefSeq lists its product as uncharacterized. Lineage: Eukaryota; Fungi; Ascomycota; Dothideomycetes; Mycosphaerellales; Mycosphaerellaceae. The record is from RefSeq and is a predicted model, not a curated record. Gene Ontology annotation, molecular function: P-type calcium transporter activity; ATP hydrolysis activity; ATP binding. Gene Ontology annotation, cellular component: intracellular membrane-bounded organelle; membrane. Gene Ontology annotation, biological process: intracellular calcium ion homeostasis; calcium ion transmembrane transport. The transcript has 3 exons. Bases 1 to 3525 code for a protein of 1174 amino acids.
AUGGCGGGCACUCCAGCACUGCCGCGUAUAGACGUUGAGGUUUCGCCCGACAACGAGAUAAUGCCUACCCCUAGCACACCAAAUCAUUUCUCGGGAGAUAGAUCACCUACAAGUCUGCUUGCAACGCCUUUGACUGGACGAGAUCGGUCGCUGAGUGGUAGCACCGCAGCGUACUCGACACUCAAAGUUCCUGAUACUUCGCAUGGCGAGAAAAGCAGUGCAUCUAGCAUCUUUAGCGAUGUCGACCGAGACGACGCGCUCAAGCCUGACCCUGGAUCCGAGAAGGACUUCGAAGUGCAAGACAACAAGUUCGCCUUCUCGCCUGGCCAGCUCAACAAGCUCCUCAACCCGAAAUCACUUCCUGCCUAUGUUGCGUUGGGAGGUAUCCGAGGAAUCGAGCGAGGACUUCGAACGAACAUCGAGACUGGGCUUUCGGCUGAUGAGUCGACCUUGGAGGGAAAGGUGACAUUCAACGAAGCCACCCAGUAUGCAAACAAAACAAGGCCCAUCGGAUGGGAUGAGGUUCCUUUGAACCCGGCGGCGCAUCAAGGGGCAACCAGCGCAGGACACGGCUCUUUCAACGAUCGUCUGAAAGUGUUCAGCAACAAUGCACUGCCUGAGAAGAAAGCCACACCGCUAUGGAAACUCAUGUGGAUGGCAUACAACGACAAAGUGCUCAUUCUGCUCUCUGUCGCCGCCGUCAUCUCUCUUGCCCUUGGACUUUACGAAACUUUCGGCGCUGAACACGAACCUGGUGCACCAAUGCCAGUGGACUGGAUCGAAGGAUGCGCUAUCAUCAUCGCAAUCUUGAUCGUGGUUCUCGUCGGCUCGUUGAAUGACUGGCAGAAGGAGCGCGCUUUCGUCAAACUCAAUGCAAAGAAGGACAACCGCGAGGUCAAGGUUAUUCGAUCUGGAAAGUCAGUCAUGGUCAGCGUGUUCGACAUCAUGGCCGGCGAUGUUAUGCAUCUGGAGCCUGGAGACAUGGUCCCUGCGGACGGCGUCUUCAUCAGCGGUCACAACGUCAAGUGUGAUGAGUCCUCUGCUACUGGCGAAUCCGAUGCGCUCAAGAAGGUCGGCGGCGAGCAGGUCAUGCGCAUGAUCGAAGAAGGCCACACCGAUCUCAAGAAUCUCGACUGCUUCAUCAUCUCUGGCAGCAAGGUCCUUGAAGGUGUUGGAACCUUCCUCGUUACAUCUGUGGGUGUCAACUCCAGCUACGGCAAGAUUCUCAUGUCGAUGCGUGUCGAAAUGGAGGCUACGCCAUUGCAGGUCAAGCUUGAUGGUCUCGCGACUGCGAUUGCAAAGCUCGGAACGAGCGCUGCUCUUCUGCUCUUCUUCGUCUUGCUCUUCCGCUUCCUCGGUGACCUGUCCGGGAACACUGGCACUUCAUCUGAAAAGGCUUCCGAAUUCUUGGACAUCCUCAUUGUCGCAGUCACGGUCAUUGUCGUCGCAGUUCCCGAAGGUCUGCCUCUUGCAGUUACGCUGGCCCUCGCCUUCGCCACUACACGCAUGGUCAAGCUCAACAAUCUUGUCCGUAUCCUGAAGUCUUGCGAGACGAUGGGUAACGCGACUACUGUAUGCUCGGACAAGACGGGUACCUUGACGACCAACGUGAUGACUGUCGUAACCGGACUUUUCGGCGGUCGCACCUUUGACGACAAGAACAAGAACGGCGGCGAGACCACAUCAUCUGCUUUUGCCUCUCAGUUGACCAGCGAGGAGAAGCGAAGCAUCGUCGAAGCAAUUGCGAUCAACUCCACGGCCUUCGAAUCAGAGGAUGGCAGCUUCGUCGGAUCCAAGACUGAGACUGCUCUGCUCUCGUUCGCUCGCACUCUUGGUAUGGGGCCUCUCGGUGAAGAACGUUCCAACGCACAAGUCGUCCAGCUCAUGCCUUUCGACUCUGGCCGCAAGUGCAUGGGUGCUGUUCAAAAGCUCGCAGACGGCUCCCACCUUCUCCUGAUCAAGGGCGCUUCUGAGAUCUUGCUUGGCCACAGCACUAGCCUUGCUACUCCAUCUGGCAUUCAGGAAAUGGAUGGUACCGAGCGUGAGCGACUUGAGUCUAUCAUCGACUCCUACGCAAAGCAGUCCCUUCGCACUAUCGCUCUGAUCUCUCGAAGGUUCACCCAAUGGCCACCAGCGGGAUGCGCCGACGAGCACGACCCAACCUCUGCAAACUUCGACCUAGUGCUCAAAGACAUGACGUUCGACGGUCUUGUCGGUAUCCAAGAUCCUGUCCGCCCCGGCGUGCCAGAAGCCGUCGCCAAGUGUGAUCUCGCAGGCGUAUCGGUUCGCAUGGUCACCGGCGACAACGUCACCACUGCCAAGGCUAUUGCUACUGAGUGCGGCAUCUACACUGACGGAAUCGUCAUGGAAGGACCUGUUUUCAGGACCCUGGAACCCGAGAAGAUGAAUGAGAUCCUCCCCAGGCUACAGGUGCUUGCUCGGUCGUCCCCCGAAGACAAGAGAAUUCUCGUCACCAGUCUCCGCAACCUCGGAGAGAUCGUAGCUGUCACUGGCGACGGUACGAACGAUGGACCCGCGCUUAAGGCUGCCGACAUUGGUUUCUCUAUGGGUAUUGCUGGAACUGAGGUCGCCAAGGAGGCUUCCGCCAUUAUCCUCAUGGACGACAACUUCGCAUCGAUCUUGACUGCCCUGAUGUGGGGACGUGCUGUGAACGACGCAGUCCGCAAGUUCUUGCAGUUCCAGAUUACGGUCAACAUCACGGCCGUCAUCAUCACCUUCGUCUCCGCUGUUGCAAACGAGAGCAUGCGCUCUGUGCUCACUGCUAUUCAACUGCUCUGGAUCAACCUUAUCAUGGACUCCAUGGCUGCUCUCGCCUUGGCCUCUGACCCUCCUACCGAAGAGAUCCUCGACCGCAAGCCCGCAAAACGCUCUGCUCCACUCAUCUCCAUCAUCAUGUGGAAGAUGAUCAUCGGACAAGCCAUCUUCCAGCUCAUCGCGACAUUCUUGCUCUACUACCUUGGCCCUCAAAUCCUGAACUACCCCUUCGACGGCACCGAGAUCCGCUCCGUGGUGUUCAACACCUUCGUCUGGUUCCAGGUCUUCAACAUGUUCAACAACCGUCGCUUGGACAACAAGUUCAACAUCUUCACCGGAAUCCAUCGCAACUACCUCUUCAUUAUUGUCUGCGGCAUCAUGGUCGGCUGCCAAAUCAUGAUCAUGUUCGUCGGCGGGCGUGCUUUCCAGAUCCAGCGCAUCGACGGCAAGGACUGGGGUAUCUCACUCGUCAUCGCGGCGUUGUGUCUUCCGUGGGCGAUCCUCGUGCGCCUGUUCCCAGACUGGCUCUUCGAGAAGAUCGCCAAGUUCUGUGGGAGGCCCGUGGUUCUGGUCUACCGCCCACUCAGCCGGUGGACCCACGCCGCCUCGCGCAAGAUCCGCAGCCUUCGCAGGAAGCGAAAGGAGAGCGAGCAAGUCGCGCAGGAGGCAGAGGAGGUCGAGAAGUUUGACGAGUCGAACAAAGUGCAAGAUGAGGAAAAGGGCGGCAAGACUCAGCACGAGGAGAAGUAG